AUGCGUUGUAUUGAUAGUCUUCUAUAUCAAGCUAUUCUUCUCGUAACGUUACUGCAUAUAAUUACUGCAGCUCGUUCAAAAACUGUUGAAAAUGAUCUCUCAAAAUCAAUUCUUGAUUUUACACUUGAAUUUACUCGUUAUCAUUCGUCGUCGAAUAUUGUCGGACGUCGUAGUCUAGUUUGGUCACCAUUAAGUCUUUAUGAAGCAAUGUUAAUGGUUGGCGAAGGUGCCGAUGGAAAUACAUUUAAAGAAUUCGAACGUAUAACUCAUUUAAAGACUAAACAAGCCUAUCGUGACUGGUCAACAACCCUAUUAACUGAUGCAAAAAAAAGUAUGCAAAGUAAUCGUCAAUAUAAUGUAUCAUUAAAUAUUGCUAAUCGUCUUUAUGCCGAUGAUGAAUUUGAAUUAGAUAAUGAGUUCAAUAAAAUUUUAGAAAAAUACUAUCAAAGUCAAUUAGAACUAAUUGAUUUUAAUGAAAAAGAAAAAUCUGCUGCACAAAUCAAUAAGUGGAUAUCAAAUCAAACAAAUAAUGUUAUUAAAAAUGUUUUAAAAGCAAGUGAUAUACAUCCAUUAACACGUCUUAUGCUUGUUAAUACUUUACAUUUUAAAGCACCAUGGCUUAAAGCAUUCGAUUCGGGUUUAACAACGUCAGAAAAUUUUACAUUAAGUACAGGUAAAUUAAUUGAAUUGCAAACGAUGCAUUCAGUAUCACAUUUUUCUUAUUACUAUGAUAAGAAACAUAAAUCUCAAUGGAUUAAUUUACCAUACAAAGGAAAUAAUAGAUAUGUAUUAACGCUUGCUCUUCCAGAUCAAGAUAUUGAACUACGUGUAUUAGAAAAACUUUUACGUAAUUCGAAAAUUCUAACAAAUAUUUUUAUUUCACUCGAUAAUCGUACACGUGGAAAUACACGUGUGAAAUUAGCAUUACCGAAAUUUCGUAUUGAAUCAUCAUUAGAUUUUGUUCAACAUUUUAAACAAUAUUAUAAUGUUAAAGCUCCUUUUGAUGCUGAUAAAGCAGAUUUCAGUUUAAUGAGUUCAACACGUGAACGCGAUUUGUUUAUAUCGAAAAUUAUACAUAAAGCUGUCAUUGAUGUUGAUGAAGCUGGAACUGAAGCAGCUGCUGUUACUGUUAUUCAAAUGCUAUCACGCUCAGGAAUGUUUUUACAUGAAGAUCCAAUACAAUUAACAUUUUCACGACCUUUUCUAUUUUAUUUACGCGAUACUAAUAACAAAGUACCUUUAUUUGUAGGUAGAUUCACUGGUCUACUUAUGCCAUAA
Molecule: messenger RNA, 1278 nt
Organism: Rotaria socialis
Lineage: Eukaryota; Metazoa; Rotifera; Eurotatoria; Philodinida; Philodinidae
Source: the annotation of a GenBank genome assembly